Messenger RNA from Peronospora matthiolae, 354 nucleotides. The record is from the annotation of a GenBank genome assembly. NCBI's taxonomy places the organism in Eukaryota, Oomycota, Peronosporomycetes, Peronosporales, Peronosporaceae.
AUGCGAUGCGCGAGAAAGGCCGCCGAGAGCGCGUCUGCACGUCUCUGUGUUGACGCCGAAGCAGAAACAACAGCAACUGAUGUCCCAUCGGUUGCUGAAGCGACCCAGCCUGUGUCACUUGGUGAUGCAGGCGCCGGUCAUGAAGACACUCGUGUCUUCACAGAGUACGAGCUCGGUGUCUCGUACUCUCCUGAUACGGAUGACGGAUCCGUAUCGACGGCGAUUGAAUCUAAGCCGCCAGCCAAGCGUGGCAUGGACGAUGCUUUGCGUCGCAGCAUCUUUGGUUCAUCUGAUGAAUCAGAUGAACCAUCGCCGAAGCGAAGGCGCUCGAGGUCGCGAGACUCGGGGCGCUAA